UUUCUCAAGCAUCAUGCAAGAAACUCUGCAGGAUUUGGCCCCGCAGUGUCAGGUGACCUUCCUGAAGUCAGAGGAUGGAAGUGGGAAAGGAGCAGCUCUGAUCACAGCUGUGGCCUGUAGAGUCCAGAGUGAGGGCCAGCACUGAGCCACCACAUGCAACACACUUACUGUGACUUAUUUCUGUAAAUCACCAUGAAAUGUUACUGGAACACUGAAUGUUUUAUGACUUUUAUUCUGUUGUCUUGAAAAAUAUAUUUUUCCUGUUUUGCAUGUAGGUUUCUGUACUUUAUGUGACGAGUGGACAUGAUUAGGUCAGAUGAUGUCACACCUUCUAGAUUUGACCGUACCAGCUUUCUGAUGUUUUGUUAACACUCCGUGAUGAACUUUCAUUUUUAUACACAGGUUUAAUUUUUUUCCCCAGUGUUAACAUAAAUAAACAGUUAAAUUUAGCAGGCAAAUGAGUCAAUUGUUUAUUUUUAUUUGGAGAUAAAAGGCCUAGCUUUUAUUUGAGAAGAAAGAAUUUGUUACAGUAACUUAAUGGUUUCUCAUCCGUUUUUAG
This is a messenger RNA of Nematolebias whitei (Rio pearlfish), 559 nucleotides long. RefSeq names its product hexokinase-2. Gene Ontology annotation, biological process: glucose 6-phosphate metabolic process; glycolytic process; intracellular glucose homeostasis. Lineage: Eukaryota; Metazoa; Chordata; Actinopteri; Cyprinodontiformes; Rivulidae. Gene Ontology annotation, molecular function: D-glucose binding; mannokinase activity; ATP binding. Gene Ontology annotation, cellular component: mitochondrion; cytosol. The record is from RefSeq and is a predicted model, not a curated record.